Messenger RNA from Athalia rosae (coleseed sawfly), 1060 nucleotides. RefSeq names its product vacuolar protein sorting-associated protein 37C-like. The record is from RefSeq and is a predicted model, not a curated record. NCBI's taxonomy places the organism in Eukaryota, Metazoa, Arthropoda, Insecta, Hymenoptera, Athaliidae. Bases 147 to 935 code for a protein of 262 amino acids. The transcript has 2 exons. Gene Ontology annotation, cellular component: chitin-based extracellular matrix. Gene Ontology annotation, molecular function: structural constituent of chitin-based larval cuticle.
GGUACCCUAUUGAGUUGUCCUUUACGUACAGUAGUUCUGUACACGGUGGUCCAGGACAUCACGUCAUCGGCUAGAAAGUUUUUGUAUAAAUAGCCGGAGAUGCGCUACAGUCGUUACACAGUGAAUCAAUCUGUACUUGGAUCAACAUGAAAUUUCUGAUCGUAUCGUUCGCCCUCGCGGCAAUCGCGUCUGCCCAGUACCAGCCUGGUUACACCGAACCCUUGCCAGGAAAGCCACAGAUUGCCAUCCUGCGUCAACUCAACGACCAGUCCGCCGAAGGGAAUUACCAAUGGCAUUUCGAAACUGAAAACGGUAUCAAGGCCGGUGAAACCGGAACCCGAAGCGCCGCCGUAGGUCCGGACGGUGAAGGUGGUUUGGACAUUCAGGGAGAAUAUUCCUACACCUCUCCCGAAGGAGUCGUUAUUCAUACGACCUACAGGUCCGGUCCAUUCGGAUACGUUGCCGAAGGAGAUCACAUCCCUAAAACCCCCGACUACAUCCUUCGAUCUCUCGAAUGGAACGCGGCUCACCCCGAAGAAUCCAAGGGCGAUUACAACCCCGAUUACAACAGGAAAACCAACCCGUACUACCCCGGACAGCCAGGAGUCCACCCUGUUCCCGUCUACAAGCCGGUACAACCCGUGAAACCGAUCGCCAAGGAUGCGGCAAAGGAAGAAAAGAAGGAAGAAGCUGGAACAUCCGGUGCCGUGCCAUCGAAGCCAUCGGUCCUCCCCGCGAAACCAUUCUACCCCGGCGGUUUCGUACCCGGAGUCAACCCAGGAUUCCCAGGCCCAGCGCCAGGAUACUACGGACCACAACCUGGAUUCCCAGGAGCACCUGGAUACCCCCAACCCGCCGGAUAUUACCCGGGACAACCCGGAUACCCGCAACCCUUGGCUUACCAACAACCUGGUUUCUAUCAACGUCGCCCAUAAGUGAUGUUAUCACGCGUGGGGAUUCGAUCAAAUCCAUAUAAGAUGAACAAUUAUUAUAUGUGUGUCCGUUUGCUCAAUUUCCAAAUUUUAACAAUCAAUAAAUAUAUAUAACCGUUCAAAGUUGA